AGUUUAGAUGAUGUGCCAGCCCUGCAACUGCAGCACAAACUGUCACUUUCUGUGCUCUGUGUGGCACUGGCUUGUAUUUGCCCAGCUCCUGGGUGUAACGGGGGUGCAGAGCGAGGGCACAUGCUAUAACUCCAAUAAUGUGAGUGGACAAACAGAGUGGGUGAGCCAAAGAGCGAGAAGUGAUUGGGAGGGAACAGAAGGAAAGGGCAAGGAGAGGCCGAUUAUUUACAGCCAUAACGUGGCCUAGUGGCUGGGAAUAGGGAGUGGGAUCAGCCGAUUGGUUGUUUGGGAUGCUGACAGCUCUGAGAAUAGACGAGGGGAAGGGCUGCUCCUAUUGAUUGUACAUGAGUAAAACACAGACUGGGGAGCCAUACAGGGGCCUCUCACAUCACUGCCUCAGGGAUUUUAUUUGUUCCACUUUCCCUGGACCUUUUGUUUCUGGAUAAGGGAAUUGUGGGUCACGGCUGCGCAUGGCACCAGCAGGGGCACAUUCACUGGGGAUUUGCAGCAGAGAAGCCAAGGGAUGAGACGUCGCAAGGAAGAGUUUUGUGUAACGUUCCACAACAAAGGCUCCUGUACCAAGUGGGCUCAGCAAGGAGACAGAUGGAUUCCGCAGAGAGUUCCCGCUUUCACUUCCAUGCAGUAGAAGAAGUUGCUCCUGAGCGGAUUGGCUGCUCCCAGCCGGAUGAUGAUGAUGAUGACCAUGGGGAAACAUUUGACUUUGAUAGUGAAGGAGAAGAAGUUGAUUCUGGGACCAUCCCAGAAGCCAAAGUCCAACUGACCUCUUCCUCCAGCAGAAUUGAGAGACCCCCCUCAGUACAUAAAGUGGAAGGGCCGGACCUCCAGAACAAGACAGAGGCAGCAGCUCCUGUGUCACUAUCCAGGUCCUCCAGCAGCGUCAGUAAUGGGGAUACUGUGGGCAGGAAGAAACUCAACAUCUAUACCUGCAGCCUGAAAAGAAGUUCUGUUAAAAGGGAAUCUUCAUCUGAACACCUGUCUGUCUCCCGAGGAACUCAGGACGGAGCAAUAUAUGAGGACGUUCCAUGUGAGCCGGAGAAUCAGGAUGUGGGAGCAAGUACAGUAACUCCCUGUACCUCCGUAGGGUUGGGACACCACCUGAUCUAUGAGAACGUGCAGCACGAAGGCUCUGAGCGGGACCUUGAGGACACCGGCUGGAGCUCCAGUGAGUUUGAGAGUUACAGUGAAGACUCAGAGGAGGAGGAAGAGGAGGAGAGGAAAACAAAGCCGGCCAAACCAUUUGUACCUAAGCUUUCUCCAGACCUCAGUAGACUAAAGGAGAGGUACAGCAGGACUAAGAGGGACCUCUUGGCUCUAAGGAGCAGGGGGAGUGAUGUUCAGGAGCUGAAACACACAUACAACUGGAAGAUGACUCAGCUGAUGAAAGCCGCUCGCAGUGGUACAAAGGACGGUUUGGAGAAGACUCGCAUGGCAGUGAUGCGCAAGGUCACUUUCUUACAGCGCAAGGAAACUACAGGUGACUCUGAGGAGGAAGAAAGUGGCUUUUUUGAGGUCAGUGGACUGGACCUGGACUUGAAGCCUCCACCAUCAGAGCUUGGGCCAAUGCCAGAAGGACUCAGCGCUCAGCAGGUCCUACGGCGUCACAUUCUGGCAUCCAUUGUGCAAAGUGAGCGCAGCUACGUGGAGUCAUUACAGCGCGUUCUACAGGAUUAUCGGAAUCCCCUUGUGGAAAUGGAACCCAAACUGCUCAGUUCUCGGAAAUGCCAGAUCGUUUUCUCUCGAGUAAAGGAGAUCCUGCACUGUCACUCCGUCUUCCAGAUCGCACUGUCCUCGCGGGUGGCUGAGUGGGAUGUCACCGAGAAAGUCGGGGACCUCUUUGUGGCUUCAUUUUCCAAGUCCAUCGUGCUGGAUGUGUACAGUGAUUACGUCAAUAACUUCACCAACGCCAUGACCCUCAUUAAGAAGGCCUGUCUCACCAAGCCUGCCUUCCUGGACUUUCUAAGGAAGAAACAAGCCUCCAGCCCUGACAGGGUCACUCUCUAUGGGUUGAUGGUUAAACCCAUCCAGCGGUUCCCGCAGUUCAUCCUCCUCCUCCAGGAUAUGUUGAAGAACACGCCCCGUGGGCACCCAGAUCGUUUGUCACUGCAACUGGCACUUACUGAGCUCGAGACCUUGGCAGAGAAGUUGAAUGAGCAGAAACGGGUGGCCGACCAAAUGGCAGAGAUCCAGCAGCUUUGCAAGAGCAUCAGUGACCGCAGCUCUCUCUGUAAGAACCUCAGCUCUGGGCAGCACCAGCUUCUUCUCUGUGAAACCCUGACGGAGAUGGUCUAUGGGGACAAAGGGCAACUCCUCAAAUCCAAGGAACGGCGGCUCUUCCUAAUGAACGAUGUGCUUGUCUGUGCCAACAUUAACUUCAAGGGGCAGCCGGAUAUUGGGAAUUUAGUGCCACUCGGCCCUCGGUACGUCCUGAAGUGGAACACCCCAUUAGCUCAGAUCCACGUGGCAGAGCUGGGGCAGGAAGGCAACGUCUUUGAGAAAGACUCGGCGGCAGGGCAACAAGGGGUUAACAGGAAGCACUCGUUCUCAAGUCAGUUACAAAAUAAAGUAUCGCUGGGCUCCCCGCGCCUCUUCCAAGAGCUGCAGGAUGUCAAGCGGGAUCUUGAGGUUGUGGAACAGAUUACGCAGCUGAUCAGCACCCUGCAUGGCACCUAUCAGAACCUGAACAUGACGGUAGCGCAGGACUGGUGUCUGGGCCUGCAGAGGUUGGUGCGGCUAAAAGAAGAAGAUAUCCAGUCGGCUAAUAAAUGCCACCUCCAACUGCAGCUUCCCAGAAAGGCCGACAAGUCUGGGCGGCCAAUGAGUUUCAUGGUGGUUUUCAUCACUCCGAACCCGCUGAGCAAAAUUUCCUGGGUGAACCGUUUGCACUUGGCCAAGAUCGCACUGAGGGAAGAGAACCAGCCGGGUUGGUUGUGCCCAGAAGAAGAGAAGAAGGUGAAAGGUCCGUUUUGGUCUCCUACACUGGUGUGUCGACUCCCCGCAUUCUCCACCAAAGCUGCUGAUCUGCAGCUGGGAGGCUCGGCACACACCCCCGUCCAGAACUCGCUCCUGGGCUUCUCCUCGGUCAGCACCUCGUUACCGCAGGGAUAUUUAUGGGUUGGCGGGGGGCAGGUGGGAGGAGCAGGGCAGAUCCAGAUUUUCUCCCUCAAUCACACGUCCCCCCGAAUGCUGAAGGCUUUCCCUCUGCCCUCUUGUGUCCUCUGUGUGGAGAACGUGAGCUCCCGGGAAUCAGAAGGCACAGACGAGAGAGAAGAGGAGAGUGCGGCCGGCUCCAUGCGUCCUGCUGUGUGUGUGGGGCUGCAGGAUGGGAGCAUCAUGGUGUAUGGGAAUGUGGACACUGGCACCCCCUGUUUAAUGGCCGUGGGGAGUCCGGGGGUGCAGCCUGUGAAGUGCCUCAGGGACAGCCCAAGGUUCCUCUGUGCGGGACUACAAGAUGGCUCUGUUGUUCUCUACCCAGCAACUCAAGGAGGACUCUGGGAUCCCGGGAGCCCAUUGGUCGUACAGGUGGGAGAUGGCCCUGUGGAGGCCUUACUGGUCAUCGAUGGCUGUGUGUGGGCAAGUUGCCGAAAUAAGGUGACGGUGCUGGAGCCAGAGACCUUAAAAACUCAGACCUUCGAGGCCUCCCAGGAGGAGGGUAUAAGCGUUACCCACAUGGUGAGGUCAGGAGGAGGGGUAUGGAUGGCAUUUUCGGGCGGUUCCUCUAUCCGUCUCUUCCAUACGGAGACCCUAGAACUGCUACAGGAGAUCAACAUCGCUACUCGGACCUUGCUUUUGCCAGGACAGAAGACCCCUCGCAUCACAGCCCUUCUCAUAUGCCAAGGUUUGCUGUGGGUGGGCACAGAUUUGGGCAUUCUCAUCACGCUGCCUGUGCCAAAGCUCGAGGGGAUUCCCAAAAUCACCGGAAAGGGAAUGGCUUCCCUGAAUGGUCACUGUGGGCCGGUCCAGUUCCUCACAUUAGCCUGCAGUUCUAUUUCCCCGGAUGAGCUGAGGACUGAUCAAGGCUCAGGGGAAGACAUCAGCCAAAGUGAUGGGCUAGUGGAACCGAAGGAAGACACUUCAGAUGGGCCGUCCCAGGAUCUCCCCUCCGACAACCCUCCUCCUUCUCGCCUGAAAGGGAUCCUCCUGCAGUACCGCCUGAGAGGCACCUCCCACCUCCCGGGCCAUCACCUCUCUGCCAGGGAAGGUUCCAGGACUGACAGUUGCACCCCAGAAAACAGUGAGGAGGACGGUUCUAUCUAUGAGAUGGCAGAUGACCCGGAUGUCUGGUUUAGGAGCCGACCCUGCAGUAAAGACACUAACCGCAAGGAGAUCACGUCGGUGGUCAUAGUCUCAGGAGGGGCGGGGCAUCGCUCCUUCCACCCCUCCUCCUGCGCUUCCCAGGUGGCAGGCGACACAGACAGUACAUUGCUGAUGUGGCAGUUGCCCCUGAUCCUAUAGCGGCUGCUGUUGCUAUGGAAAGACUCUCAUUGGUACGGCUCUUACUGUUACACUGACUCUUUAGCUGGUCACUUAGAUACUCAGGAAUGUUCAUAAUGUGGCGCUUGUUGUACCUGGUGGAAAAAAGAUUGUUUCUAUUUAACUGAAAUAUAUGUCAUAUUUAUAACUA
This is a messenger RNA of Xenopus laevis (African clawed frog), 4642 nucleotides long. It is a transcript of the gene arhgef10l.L, whose product is annotated as Rho guanine nucleotide exchange factor 10 like L homeolog. The transcript has 28 exons. Gene Ontology annotation, biological process: actin cytoskeleton organization; positive regulation of stress fiber assembly; SREBP signaling pathway. Lineage: Eukaryota; Metazoa; Chordata; Amphibia; Anura; Pipidae. The record is from RefSeq and is a predicted model, not a curated record. Gene Ontology annotation, molecular function: guanyl-nucleotide exchange factor activity. Gene Ontology annotation, cellular component: cytosol; cytoplasm. The coding region runs from base 604 to 4473 and encodes 1289 amino acids.